UCAAGAUGUAUCCUCCGAUGUAAACCCUUCGUUAACUACUUGGUGUGAAUUACAAGAAAUACAUGCUACCGAAUUAUACUUAUGGUCAUCAAAACUCUGACAUCUUGAGUGUAUUUUCCUUCUCAAAAAUCCUUUCUAUAUAGCCCCUGAAGCUAACUACAGCGACGUUGUAGCUAAGAAGCUUGUUUCUUCAUGUUGAUAGGCCCUCCUCCCUGCCAUCAACCUCAAGUAUUCAGGCUAAGCACGCAUAGAAGAUUCGCUCAAAGAAGUAUGCUUCUUCAUAUUUAUAGCCCUUCUCUGCCAUCAAUCCAAGGUAUUCAAGAAAAUUGACUCAGCUCAUUUCUCACGCGAAAACACACAUAACAGAGGGAUGGCGACAUGGUUUCAAGUCUUGGUGCUGAUUGCUUGUUUACUUCCUUCACUGGUUGAGUGCAUCGUUCGUGAAUACAAAUUCAAUGGAACCAGGUGGUGAUGGCGAACGCCACAAGACUAUGCUCAACUAAGCCCAUAGUGACAGUGAAUGGGCAGUUUCCGGGUCCGACGAUCUAUGCCAGGGAAGAUGACACCGUUCUCAUCAAGGUUGUCAACCACGUCAAAUACAACCUCUCCAUCCAUUGGCAUGGCGUAAGGCAGCUUCGAACGGGAUGGGCCGACGGUCCAGCAUACAUUACGCAAUGUCCAAUUCAGCCAGGGCAAACCUAUGUCUACAACUUCACGAUCACAGGCCAGAGAGGAACACUUUGGUGGCAUGCGCAUAUCCUAUGGCUUAGGGCCACUCUCCACGGUGCACUUGUCAUCCUCCCCAAGCCCGGCGUACCGUACCCAUUUCCUAGCCCACAUGAGGAAACUAUCGUCAUAUUAGGUGAGUGGUGGAAGUCAGAUGUUGAAUCGGUUAUCAAAGAAGCAUUGAAAUCGGGCUUGGCACCUAAUGUUUCCGAUGCUCACACGAUCAAUGGCCAUCCAGGGUCCGUCCCGAAUUGCUUCUCUAAAGGAAGGUUCAGAUUGCCGGUGGAUCCAGGCAAGAAAUACAUGCUGAGAAUCAUCAAUGCAGCGCUUAAUGACGAACUUUUCUUCAAGAUUGCGGGUCACAAUCUCACAAUAGUUGAGGUUGAUGCAGCAUAUGUGAAACCAUUCACAACCGACACUAUUCUAAUAGCACCAGGCCAGACCACCAACGCCAUUGUAUCCACCGAUCAGGAAAGUGGCAAGUACUUAAUGGCAGCUUCGCCAUUUAUGGACGCCCCUAUUGCAGUUGAUAACCUUACCGCCACUGCCACAUUACGUUAUUCCGGCACCGUUUCGAGUAUUGCCACCACCUUGACAAGUCUGCCGUCUAAAAAUGCCACCCCUGUGGCUACAAAAUUUAUGGACUCCCUCAGAAGCCUGAACUCGCAAGAAUACCCUGCCCAGGUUCCCUUGGAUAUUGAUCAUUCUCUUCUUUUCACGAUUAGCAUUGGAAUCAACCCUUGUGCUACUUGUGUCAAUGGUAGCCGACUCGCGGCUGAUAUCAAUAAUAUCAGCUUCGUCCUGCCCAAAAUCUCUCUCCUGAAUGCACAUUUCUUUAAUCUAAGUGGAGUAUUCACUGAUGAUUUUCCAGGGAACCCGUUAAUGCCGUAUAAUUAUACGGGCAAGCAGCCUACCAACCUGGGGACUAUGAAAGGAACUAGGCUAUAUAGACUUGCCUAUAAUUCCACUGUACAGUUAGUAUUGCAGGAUACUGGGAUGAUUAGCCCUGAAAGCCAUCCAUUUCAUCUGCAUGGUUUUAACUUUUUUGUGGUCGGAAGUGGUAUAGGCAAUUUCAACCCCAACAAGGAUCCGCCUAAUUUCAAUCUUGUUGACCCUGUUGAAAGAAAUACGGUCGGAGUGCCUACUGGUGGCUGGGUUGCCAUCAGAUUCCGAGCUGAUAAUCCGGGGGUGUGGUUCUUGCACUGUCACUUGGAAGUCCACACCACAUGGGGACUUAAGAUGGCAUUUGUGGUGGACAAUGGGAGAGAUCCAGAUGAAUCCCUUCUACCACCACCGACAGAUUUACCCAAAUGUUGAGAACUUUCGGAUACUCCAUGUACAUUAUAUAACUUCAAGAAUCAGACAACGGAAGGCUGGACACUCAACAUAUAACAGGGCAGUUCACCCGGUAGAUUUCGUUUUAUAUCUAUCGGCUUGUUGCCAUAAACAAUCAUACAAAGAUAAGGAAAUUACCAUGAUAAACUUUUAAGUUCUGGAAAAGGAUAAAGAAUUAAGAGGGAAUGAAUACCUGAAGCAACUGUCCCUAAGAUCUUGGGUAGCGUUGGAUUGGAUGAUAAGGUGGGAAAAAUUGUAAGUAGAAACUCCUAAAUUCAAGAGUUUUCGCUUACAAAAAAAAAAAAAAA
Messenger RNA from Coffea arabica (coffee), 2369 nucleotides. Lineage: Eukaryota; Viridiplantae; Streptophyta; Magnoliopsida; Gentianales; Rubiaceae. The record is from RefSeq and is a predicted model, not a curated record.